Striga asiatica is the source of this 378-nucleotide messenger RNA. The record is from the annotation of a GenBank genome assembly. Lineage: Eukaryota; Viridiplantae; Streptophyta; Magnoliopsida; Lamiales; Orobanchaceae.
AUGGCACGCACAAAGCAAACCGCUCGCAAAUCGCAAGGUGUUGCUAUGAAGUCCGCCCCAACCACCGGCGGCGUGAAGAAGCCCCACCGCUACCGCCCUGGGACAGUCGCCCUCCGGGAAAUCCGAAAGUACCAGAAGAGCACGGAGCUGCUAAUCCGGAAGCUGCCUUUCCAGCGUUUGGUUCGUGAGAUUGCACAGGAUUUCAAAACAGACCUGAGGUUUCAGAGCCAUGCUGUGCUGGCUCUUCAGGAAUCUGCAGAGGCGUAUCUUGUGGGACUGUUUGAGGACACUAACCUUUGCGCAAUCCACGCAAAGAGAGUCACUAUUAUGCCUAAGGACGUCCAGCUGGCUAAGCGUAUAAGAGGGGAGCGCGCCUGA